Messenger RNA from Rotaria sp. Silwood1, 699 nucleotides. Lineage: Eukaryota; Metazoa; Rotifera; Eurotatoria; Philodinida; Philodinidae. The record is from the annotation of a GenBank genome assembly.
AUGACAACACCAAAAAUAUCUUAUUUAACACAACAACAAGCAAAAGAUAUUGAUGAAGAACUUUUUAAUGAAUAUAAAUUUAGUGUCGAUCAACUUAUGGAAUUAGCUGGUUUAAGUUGUGCAUCAGCUAUUGAAAAGGCAUAUAAUGAUAGAAAUAAAUAUUCAAAAUGUCUUGUUAUAGUUGGUAGUGGUAAUAAUGGUGGUGAUGGUCUUGUAUGUGCACGUCAUUUAAAAUUAUUUGGUUAUGAACCAUUAAUAUUUUAUCCUAAACGAACAGAUAAACAAUUAUAUAAAAAUCUUCUUCUUCAAUGUGAAAAAAUGAAUAUUAAAAUAAUUGAUAAAAUAUCAUCGGAAAAACAAAUAAAUUUAAUUAUUGAUGCUAUAUUUGGUUUUGGAUUUUCAGGUGAAAUGCGUGAACCAUUUAAUAGUAUUCUUCAAGAACUAAAAACUUUAGAACAAACAACACCAAUUAUAUCAAUUGAUAUACCAAGUGGUUGGGAUGUUGAAAAAGGUCCUAUAAAUGAUAAUUGUAUUCAACCAGAAUGUGUUAUUUCAUUAACAGCACCAAAAUUAUGCAUGAAAUAUUUUCAAGGAAAAUAUCAUUUUUUAGGUGGAAGAUUUGUUCCUAAAGCUUUAGAAGAUAAAUAUAAAAUUAUUCUUCCUAAUUAUUCGAAUAGUGAACAAAUUGUUCAAAUUUAA